This is a messenger RNA of Hyposmocoma kahamanoa, 1328 nucleotides long. It is a transcript of the gene Ttc19, whose product is annotated as tetratricopeptide repeat protein 19 homolog, mitochondrial. NCBI's taxonomy places the organism in Eukaryota, Metazoa, Arthropoda, Insecta, Lepidoptera, Cosmopterigidae. Gene Ontology annotation, molecular function: protein binding. Gene Ontology annotation, biological process: mitochondrial respiratory chain complex III assembly. The transcript has a single exon. The record is from RefSeq and is a predicted model, not a curated record. The coding region runs from base 169 to 1155 and encodes 328 amino acids. Gene Ontology annotation, cellular component: mitochondrial inner membrane.
AGGGAAUGUCGCAGAAUUUAUGUUUUCAAAUAUUAUUUAUUGUUAAAAAUGUGUAAAUUAUAUAAUUAUUUAUUUCACUAUAUAAAGUGCAGCGUACAGUGAUCUGUCUUCAAUAAAAAAAUAACGUUAUGUAAUACAAUCAUAUGAUCAGUAUUUUGUUUUUGCAAGAUGUCUUCACGAUACCGUAUUUUACGAACGGUGUUAUCUCGAGUACGAGCAAGUUACAGAAAUAUAGAUACAAUUAACAUACACAAAAUACCUCCGAAAUCUGUGGCCUUACCUUGCACACUUGGUUUCUCGAUAUUUACGUGGCUCGGAAUUGAAAAAAAACUGACUCCAGAAGAUGAGCUCAUUGACGUUAUAAAACACUGUGUUCUUUUCAUUCAAAGAACUGAAUAUGACAAGGCUGAACAGCUUCUUCAUGUAGCAUUAAGACAGGCACAGCAAAUUCAACAUGAAUUGGGAAUAACUUAUGUCUAUGACGUUAUGGCUAACUUGGCUUUAGAAAGACAGCAACUAGAUAAAGCGCAAAAGCUAUUCGUAGCAGUAUCUCAAAGGUUAAUGGCUGAUGGUGCAGCGGAAGACGACUCACGUGUAGUACACAUAAGCAUAAAACUAGCUAGGAUUUGUCACUUGAAAAAGGACUUUGCUACUGCACAGUUAGGUUAUACUUGGUGCUUAGAAAAGUUAAACAAUUUGUUAUCCUCAGAACCUAGUGAAGUCACCACCAAGUUACUAGCUAUGGCUGAAGACUGGUAUGGAAGACUCUUUGUAGAUUGUGGUAACUAUGAAGAGGGAUUAGAUCACAUGAUACAAUCACUGAACAGAAUGAAAGAUUUACCUGAUGUUGAGGAUGAACAUAUUGUCAUACAGCUCAAUGACAUUGGAACUGUAUAUGAUCGUAUGGGGAAAUCUGAUGACAGUAUAACUUAUUUCAAGGAAGCUAUAGAAAAGGGCCGGAAAUUGGAUAUGGAUGAAAUAGGCACUAUGCAUGUGAACCUUGGGAGAGCUUAUUUGAAAAAGAAGUUGGUAGAUGAGGCUAGAAAACAAUGCGGCUAUGCAUGGAGACUAGGGGUCCUUAAAAAUAGCAAUAUCAUCAAAGAUGAGGCUGAAGAUUGUCUUAAAGAAAUAAAGGAAAUAAAGUUGACAGUUUAGAUACAAUACACUUUUUUUAUUUCACCUUGUUUCUCUUACAAACUAUUGUUAGAAACCUAAUAUUUUGAGCAGAGAAGUGUUCAAAUUAUUAGUGUGUGUAGUCCUUAGACAUAAUAACCUUCAAACUUAUAAGUUAACAAAAUGCAUUGGAAAAGAGUGUUUUUAAAUCUAGU